Messenger RNA from Coccinella septempunctata (seven-spotted ladybird), 3060 nucleotides. Its product is annotated as hyaluronan-mediated motility receptor-like. NCBI's taxonomy places the organism in Eukaryota, Metazoa, Arthropoda, Insecta, Coleoptera, Coccinellidae. Bases 172 to 2700 code for a protein of 842 amino acids. Gene Ontology annotation, molecular function: hyaluronic acid binding. The transcript is spliced from 5 exons. The record is from RefSeq and is a predicted model, not a curated record.
CUAUGUCUAUGGAUUCAAAAUAUUUGCGGAUGGCGCGUAUCUUGUGGUGUGACGGUUAUUAUUGUAAACAAGAAACAGUUAAAUGAUUGAAGCUCAAUUUGAAUCAAUUUAACCAAUAAACGCAUUUUAGACUUAAUUAAGAAUUAUAAGUGAUUGAUUCAUUAUUCAGUCAUGUCUUUUCCAAGAGCUAAAAUCAAGAGAUUCAAUGAUAUCCAAGCUGCUACACCCUCACCAGCCCAUUAUAAUGUGGAUCUUAAACAAAAAACAAAAUUGGGAAUUAUACCCCAACAAGAACGUUUUACAGAUUGUAGAAGUCCUCCAUUAUCAGAAACUGGAUCUACACAGAGUACCCCUUGUUUCAGAACGCCGACCAUUGUCAAGAGGCGGGCCGUUUUGGGUUCUGCAUUAAAGCCAAAGUUUCAAACUUCAAAAUUAUCUGACAGAGAGUUUUUGCAUGAAAAAUCUGUUGAAUGCAAAAAUAAAGAUACUUUUAUUAAAGAGUUGUCUGAACAGUUAGAAGAAUUCAAGAAUAAGUUAUAUGAAAUACAAUGUGAAAAAGAGGCUGUUUCAAAAGAGAAAGAAAAAUUCGAAACAGAAAUCUUUCAAUGGAAAACCACCCAUGAUGCAGAAAUUGAUAUCCUUUGUGUAAAACAUGGUAUUGAAGUUUCUGGCCUUAAUGAUAUGAUAUCAAAACUUGAAUCUGAUUUGAAGUUGUUGAAAAGCAAGAAUGAAUUAUUGAAUGAAGAAAAAGAAAAAUUGGAGAGCACCAAUCAUAAAAAAAUAUAUGAGUAUGAGAUGAAAAUAUCCGCUAAGAACGACAUUAUAGAGAAAACUCAGAAAACUCUGGAAAAAAUGCAAGAGGAUAAAAAAAUUAUUGAAGAGAAACAUAAAAAUGAAGUAGAAGUAAUGAGAAAUAAGCAUCUUACAGAACUACAAAAUCUAGAGAUCACAAUGCUCAAGAGUAUUCAUGACAUGCAAAUGGCUCUUGAUGAACAAAAAUUGCAGAGUCAAUUGAAGGUAAAAGAAAUAGAAAACUCUUUUCAAAACCAGAUUGAAAUUUUGAAGGUGUCAUUUUUUGAAGAGAAGGAACUGAUAAAUAAUCAGAAUAUUGUUACCAUAACCCAACUCGAGGAAAAGAUGAACGAGAUAAAGCUUAUAUCUGAAAUUCAAGCUUCAGAAAAGUGCUCAGAACUCGAGAACUAUUGGAAAAAGAAACUAGAAAAUAAAGAGAAAGAAUCGAAUGAAAUAUUAAAGGAAUGUCAAGCCAUCAGUGAAUACAAUAUAAUUCAGAGUGAAAUUGAAAAAAAUGCAUACAAGUCAAAAUUUGAGGAGAGCGCUAUGAAGUAUAAAGUUCUGGAAAAGAAAUAUGAUGAUGUUUACUUAAAAUAUAGGAAACUUCAGUCAAGUUAUUCCGAUGCCCAGACCAAACUCUAUCGCCUCAUAAAAGAGAUGAGAGAUAAAGAAGCAUUCAGAGACCAAAUAAAUCAGAUGAUUGUUGAGAAACAAACAUAUCAACUUACAAUAUCAAGAUGUCAACAAACAAUAGAUAUUUUGAAGGAUAGAUUAAAAGAAUCUGAUCAUGAUGUGGAGCAACUGAAAAAUGAAAUAUCCAAUAAUGAAAUAAAAUUGUUGGAAUACGAGCAUAAGUUCAAUAUAAUGUCUGAUGAAUUAAGAGAUGCUCUGGCUUUGACUGAAACCCUUGAACUGAAUAAUGAAUCAAACAUGAAAAUCGCACAAGAAGAAGUGGAAAAGUUGAAGACGGUUCUUUUGAGCAAGGUGGAAAAAUUCAAAUUGAUAUCUGAAAAGAAUAGAAUCAUUCAUGAAGAAGAGUUACACAUUUUGAGGGAGGAAAGAGAAGAACUUCUACAGAUGCUUGAACAACAUCAAGUACUUAAUCUCAGUUCUAAUUAUUUAUUAACAAAAGCUAACCUGGAAAUUGAAAAAUUGUCAUCGCUGAACUCGCAAUAUAGUCAACAAAUCGAAAAUUGGAAAUCUCAAAAUGAUGAUUUACGGAGCAAGAUUGAUGAUUUUGUUGGUAAAGAAACUAGUUGGACCAUUGAGAAAAAAGAGUUGGACUUGAAAAUGGACAUUUUGAAAAAUGAAAUCAAACAAAUGAAAUUACGUGAAGCAGAUUGGAAGCAGAGUUGUAGCAAAGUGGAGGAAAUGGAAAAAAAAUGUGAGAAUUACAAGGAGAAACUCUCAGAAAAAGAUUCUAGAAUAACUGAAUUGGAGCAAGAAAUUAGACCAAUCCACAUCAAAUAUUUGAAACUAGAAGAACAAAAUGAAAUGCACCUGAAAAUUAUUCAAGAACAGAAAACUCUAAUAGCCCCAUUCAAAGAGCAGCUAGAGUCCUACGAAUUGGAAAUGAAGAAUUUGAAAAGUGCCAAGGAUCACAUUGAAAACGAGGCAAAAGAUUUGGGACAGAAAUAUGCCGAAAUAUUGGGGCAUCAAAACCACAAACAGAAAAUUAAAUACAUGCUCAACUUGAAAUCGAAAAAUGAAGAAUUUUCUAAGAUGAAUAUUGACUUAGAAUCGAAGCUGAGGAUUCAAGAGAAGAAGUUGGAGAAAUUGACAAGAGAGAAUACUGAUCUCAAGAGAAAUUCUAGGAAAAUACCGAUAUAUGAAGAUAAAGAAAAUAUAGGAAGUCCUAACAGAUCUUUCAAAUGUGACAGUCCAGGCCCGCUAAAAAUUCUGAAUUAAUAUGAUUCGCCCUCUCAUCAUUAUACCUCAUUGAUAAUUUUUUUUUUUAAUUUUACAAACAAGUUGAGCGUUUCCAAAGGUUUGUUUAACUCGUUUUAUAUUAUGUUUUAUAAUGCUAUUUAUUGAAUUUCGACUUUCAUUUUAAUUUAUUCAUUUCUUUAAUUCCAGUAUAUUAAUUUUCAAGUACAAAACUAAAUUCUAAUCCCUGUUAAGUUUGCAUUUCUUGUUGAAAAUGAUGUGUUCUCAUUAAGUCUGACUAGUAUAAUGAAAAAUGUUUUUAUAUUCCAUGAAUCGAAUUGUGAAUCGUACGAUUAUAUUUCUUUGAGUCUGAUAGUAAAUAUUAAAUUUUUAAUGAAACAA